Myxocyprinus asiaticus (Chinese sucker) is the source of this 2227-nucleotide messenger RNA. Its product is annotated as hyaluronidase-like. Gene Ontology annotation, biological process: hyaluronan catabolic process; carbohydrate metabolic process. The record is from RefSeq and is a predicted model, not a curated record. The transcript has 5 exons. Gene Ontology annotation, molecular function: hyalurononglucosaminidase activity. NCBI's taxonomy places the organism in Eukaryota, Metazoa, Chordata, Actinopteri, Cypriniformes, Catostomidae. Bases 242 to 1702 code for a protein of 486 amino acids.
UAAACUGGGAAAUCUUUGAGCACAAAUAGCACAGCUGAACUUCAAAACUGGAUAUUCCAUACAAAGACAAGAUAACUGCAUUGGACGUGUUAUGUGAUGCCUCCUAGUUUGGAUGAGGGGGACACUGGACACAGUGGUUGCUGAAGAAAUCUGAAAAUCUGAUUCCUCUUUGAAAACAGGCUGUAGAGUUCUCUUCAGGUUGUGGCAUGUGGGUUGAGUGGUCUACGAGGGUGCUGGGGCAAUGGCACUGAUUGGCUUUCUGGCUGUGGCAGUGUGUGGAUUGGUGGUUGCCAAAGGCGAUCAGCUGAAGCAGGCCCACACACCUUUGCUACCCCAUCGGCCGUUUGUGGUCGUGUGGAAUGCGCCUACUGAAUCCUGCCGUCUUCGAUUCAAGGUGGAUUUGGACCUUAGUGUCUUCGACAUUGUUGCUAACCACAACGAGACCCUAAGUGGCCCCAACGUGACCAUCUUUUAUCACAGCCACCUGGGUUACUACCCUUACUACACCAGUUCUGGAAUUCCCAUCAACGGUGGUCUUCCUCAGAACCAAAGUCUGAGCAAACACCUAAGCAAAGCUCGAGCUGACAUUGACAGGUUUAUACCCUACAAAGACUUUCACGGUUUGGGCGUCAUCGACUGGGAAAACUGGCGACCACAGUGGGUGCGCAACUGGGGCUUUAAAGACAUCUACCGGAACAAGUCCAAAGAGCUUAUAAGGAAGUUGCAUCCAGGCUGGCCACAAAGUAAGGUAGAGAAUGAAGCAAAAGAGCUUUUUGAGAGAGCUGGACAAGCGUUUAUGAAUUCAACACUUCUAUUGGCAGAGAGUCGGCGACCGCAUGGUCUAUGGGGUUUUUACCUCUUUCCUGACUGUUACAACUACGGUUACAAGGAGCAUCCAUUCCGUUACACUGGAGAGUGUCCUAAUGUAGAGCAUGUACGUAAUGAUCACCUGAUGUGGCUUUGGAAAGAGAGUACAGCCCUCUACCCUUCAAUCUAUCUUGACUAUGAGCUCAUGUCUUCACACAACACAGUAAAAUUUGUGCACUACCGUGUGAAGGAGGCCAUGCGGAUUGCCUCAAUCGCCCGGAAUGACUACACAUUGCCCGUUUUCGUCUACUCAAGACCUUUCUACGCCUACACAUUUGUCGUACUGUCAGAGAGUGACCUGGUGCACACCAUAGGCGAGAGUGCAGCACUGGGGGCUGCUGGAGUGGUCCUGUGGGGGUCAUCUGAAUAUGCAAGAUCUCAGAGUAACUGCUUGACAGUUAAGAAGUACAUUGAUGGUCCACUGGGGCAUUAUGUGAUCAAUGUGACCUCAGCCGCUAAGCUCUGCAGCAAGGCUUUGUGCAAGAAGAACGGUAAAUGUGUCCGUAAGAGUCUGGACUCUGGAGCUUAUCUGCACCUCAACCCUCGAUUCUUCAACAUUCGCCUCAACCGAGCCAUCCGUGGACCGCGCUUUCAUGUCAGUGGACACCUCAAUAACCUCGAUAUCCUGGACAUGAAGCAAAAGUUUACCUGUCAGUGUUACCAGGGCUGGACCGGCAUCUAUUGUGAGAUGCCCCAGGUAGCAGAGCCUCUUCCCCACAACCCAAGGGACAGUGUCCUGGGAGAGCUGCUGGUCGUCCUGUCUCUGCAUUUCUCCUGUCUGUCUGUCAUUAUGUUUCUGGGUUUUUGUCUCAUAAUUAAGUGUCUGAUACUGUAAGAUAGAUUUAUUGCACAUGUGACAUUGGACUGUAUUUGUAAAACAAAAAGAACUGGGAAGAAAUGUAAUAUACAUGAAUACACACUAAAAAAACUAAAAAUGUGCUUUGUGUGGUAAAUUAACUGGUUUUAUUCAUGCAAUAAAAAUGUUUAGCAUCACUGAAUCAACCUGAAUACAUCUGGUUACACCGAAGUUUAAGGGUUAGGUCAGGUAGAAAUAGCUCGUUAAGGUAACAAUUUCAAGGUUUUAAAUAAAAUUGUUCAUUUUUAAAAUAUCCAGUAAAAGUAAUAGAUUGAAAAGUGUUUUGCAUAUUGUAUGUCUUUAACCAUAUUUUAAUUUGGUCACCUGGUUGAACAGUAUACUGUAUAGUCUCAUGCCUAAUUUUCAGGGUUUGGAAUAAACAAAAACAUUGUAUUCAUUAAAGAACACAGAAUGAUGUUUUCACCAAUUAUUCCUACAGAAAUUACAUAUAAUAGUGUGGUGUAAUAAGACAAAAAUGGUUGACCGAGACGUCUCAGUGUAGAC